GGGGAAAACAAUACGCGUACUCAUGUGUUGUUGAGUAGUAAGUUUGCGUUUGUCUUCGGUCUCAAAUUCGUUUUAAAGGUGUUCGCUAAAAUAGAUGGAUGCUCUACACAGACAUCGCUCCAUGUACAAGGGUACUACUCCGCCAUGGAAAGAAACUUACAGGAAGCGCUGUGUGGACAGAUUAAAAAACAGUCGCUCACGGUUAUUGGAGAAGUACCGGCAAAUUGGAGGGACUCUACGCUGCGGAGCGGACAGAUCUUUCCUGGUCCAAGAAGUGAUGGAGGAGGAGUGGAAUGCGCUUCAGUCUGCCGACAGCAGAUUGCCCUCGCUCUGGCGUAAAGAUGGCAUUGGGGAGGUGUACAGUUUCAUGCAGGAGAGUGAUGAACUGGCCGUGCUUGAGGAGAUCCAGCAGGAGCUGGUUUCUCAAGAACUGUUGAUUAUUGAGGAGUUUGAGAAAAGCAUGCAGUACGAGGAGAGGUACUUAAACGCUGUAGUGGAAGGAAUGGAGGAAGAAGGACAAAUUGUGUGUCCGAUUUGUCGCAUGAACUAUCUGAUGGUGAACAGCCAUUUUACAUCAUGUCUGUGCGGGGUGUACAUCAACACAAGGCACAGGAACAUUACACCUACACACCUGCAGGCUCUCUUGGAGAGCAGGGUCACAGAGCACAUGGAGGAGUGUCUGCAUAAUCCAGUCUUCUCCAUGGCCAGCAGCACGGAUGGAUCUCCAAAUAUGGUCAUCAGUUGCCAGGUGUGCGACUACUUGUCAGUCGUUUUAUGAAGAUGCUCCAGAAACAGUCGUCUAUAGCGAAAAGUGUUGUACCUUCAAAUUUCAGUGUUUGGAAACUAGUAUUUAAUUUCUGUGAAAUAAAGAUAAUUUUUAAACGCAA
Anguilla rostrata (American eel) is the source of this 887-nucleotide messenger RNA. It is a transcript of the gene rpain, whose product is annotated as RPA interacting protein. Gene Ontology annotation, cellular component: PML body; nucleus. The record is from RefSeq and is a predicted model, not a curated record. Bases 95 to 778 code for a protein of 227 amino acids. Gene Ontology annotation, biological process: protein import into nucleus. The transcript has 7 exons. NCBI's taxonomy places the organism in Eukaryota, Metazoa, Chordata, Actinopteri, Anguilliformes, Anguillidae.